Molecule: messenger RNA, 469 nt
Organism: Drosophila navojoa
Lineage: Eukaryota; Metazoa; Arthropoda; Insecta; Diptera; Drosophilidae
Gene: Acbp1
Product: Acyl-CoA binding protein 1
Biological process (GO): fatty acid metabolic process
Molecular function (GO): fatty-acyl-CoA binding
Source: RefSeq, a predicted model, not a curated record
GUUCAUUAACAGAGGUUCUCUCUCGUGUCAACUAUCGCGGUCGCCUAGAGAUGGACAUUAGUAUAGUUAAUUAUAUAGAUAAUCAUGUCGGAACUACAGGAAUUCAACCAAGCUGCCGAGGAUGUCAAGAACUUGAGCAGCACACCGGCUGACAGCGAUUUACUCGAACUAUACGGGCUUUACAAGCAGGCCAAUGUGGGCGAUUGCAAUACAGAAAAACCUGGUUUCCUCGACUUCAAGGGCAAGUCCAAAUGGGAGGCCUGGAACAAGUUGAAAGGCACCAGCCAAGCCGACGCCCGAACUGCCUACAUCACCAAAGUGAAAUCUCUGAUUGCGUCUCUGGGUCUAAAGUCCUAAGCAUAUGGAUUAUGUGUUUCGUGUAUAACAAUCCAGUUGGAAAUGCAUUUCUCUCACAUGUAAUACGCACAAUAUUUCGUCAUUAGCACAAAAUACAUACGCACGCCAAAAA